AGCAACAGCAACAAAUGGCAGCGGCUGCUACGAUGACGGCAUAUCAGCAGCCUAAUAUGAUGGGAAUGAUGCCGGGACAACAACCGGGAAUGAUGGACCCGGGAACGAUGGCCAUGAUGCAGCAGCAGCAACAACAGCAGCAACAAAUGAUGGCAGCGAUGAAUCCGGCAAUGAAUUCAAUGUAUCCGCAAACGCCAGGCGCUGGCAUGAUGGCAGGCGUAGGUGGCUUUAUGAAUCCUCAAGCAUUUGGAGCAGCUAACCCAAUGAUGAUGCAGAUGCAACAACAGCCACCGUACAUGGGAGCAGCAGGGGCAGCAGGCGGAAUGAUGAUGCCAGGCCAGCCCUACGACUAUUUCGGCGCUGCUGGUGCGCAGUAUGACCCAUACGCAGCCUAUGCCCAGCAAAUGCCAGGUUAUGGUGCUGGCAUGUACACGUCAGGCAUGGGCCCGAUGUCCAUGUACGAUCCAACUUAUGGACGACGGUAUCUACCAGAGCGCAAUUAUAUCAGUUCGGUAAAAGAUCUCUGGCAAAGCAAUUACAUGUAUUAAAGCUCUUUUUAUUUUGUUUGUUUUCAGAUAAAAAAAAGUCCACCUCACUACUACCAUCCAUAUACUAUCGUCAUCGCCCAUCUCAUCAUCAUUUUUUUCUGUCUUGUCUUUUGUUCGUCGACCAUAUCAUUAUCUCUUACACAAAAAGAAGAAAGAAAACUUGCCUCCUCCUCCUCCUCUCAACAUGUUCCUCUACUUUUUGUUCUUUCUUUCAUAUACUAUCUCGUCUGUCUUUUGUACAUCUACUACAUAUAACAACAACAAUCCCAAUUGUACCUACUAUAUACAACACCUACAUAAAUUUGGAUACACAAACAAAGCUAUGCAGUACGUAAUACGUAGAAUGACAUAAACAUAUGCUCAUAUAUUAAAACCUUAAUGAUAAGUUU
Messenger RNA from Zychaea mexicana, 937 nucleotides. RefSeq lists its product as uncharacterized. Lineage: Eukaryota; Fungi; Mucoromycota; Mucoromycetes; Mucorales; Lichtheimiaceae. The record is from RefSeq and is a predicted model, not a curated record. The transcript has a single exon. The coding region runs from base 15 to 548 and encodes 177 amino acids.